AUGAGAGCUCCCGAGGCAGCCGAGGAGGAGGAGGAGGAGGAGCAGAUGCCGCCCUUCAGCUCCGGGGCGGGCGGGCGAUCCCGGAGGUGCCGUGGGAGCUGUGGCCGGGAAGCGUCACUGGGAGCGGCCGUGCGGGGCCUGUUCGGGAUAUCCGGGAUCCUGCUGCUCGCCGUGGGACUGCUGGGAACGCUGGUGUUCCGGAAGGUGGAUUCCAUCUCCGAGGAGAUCAGCACAUCCCAGACCUUGUACGAGCAGAAACUCCUCUCCCUGCAGGAGGAUCUCCAGGCAUUGGGUGAGAGGAGCUCCGGGAACGGCUCCUCCGUGUGCCGGGACACGGCGGCGCUGGGCCGGGAACUCUCGGAGCUGCAGCUGGAGCUGGAGCAGAUCCAGAGGAUGCUCCAGGCGCAGGAAAUCCUCCUGGAGCGAACUUCCCAGAGCCACGCCCGCCUCUCCUCCGCCGGCUCCUCCAUCUCGGGCGGGCUGCGGAGCUGCUCCGCAUCCAUCGGGAAUGUCAGCCGGAGCCUGGAGCAGCUGCGGGAGCAGGCGCGGGGGUGCCAGGGGGUCACCGCCCGCCUGCAGAAUUCCCUGCGGGAUUUGACCCGGCAGCGCUCGGAGGCCGGAGAGGCGGCGGAGCGGCUGAAUUCCAGCCUGGAGCAGAAUUCCCAGCGGCUCCGCGCUCUCCAGAGGCGGGCGGAGCAGGAGACGCUGGCGCUGAGCAGGGCGGCGACCGAGUGGCAGAACGUGACGCGGAUUUUUGGGAUGCUCCGCGCGGCCUCAUCGCGGAAUUCCGAACUGCUCCGGGGUUUGCAGGCCGGGCUGGGCUCGGCGGUUCGGGAAGCGUCGCGGAAUUCCGACGGGACGCAGGAGCUGGCGCUGGAGCUGCUGGGGCUGCAGCUGGAGCUGGAUAACAUUUCCUCGCAGCUGGAGGAGCAGCAGGAGAACGCGCAGGAUCUGCGGCACCGCCGCGGGCACGGGCGGAACCGAACCCAGGAGAGGUUCCGGGAGCUCGAAUCCCGGCUGGAAUCUCUCCAGCUGGAAAUCCGAACCAUCCUGGCCAACGUGGGGGCCACGGACGGGCACGUGCAGGGAAUGCUGCGGUUCCUGGACGCCGUGCGCUUCUCCUGCUCCCGGGAAUUCCGCGGCCAGGCCGAGGAGCUGCGGGAGCUCAGGAGAUCCCUCGGGAUGCUCCAGGAGGUGACGGAGGAGCUGCGGGAGCGCUCCGGGGUGCUCGGGGCGCGGCUGGAAUUCGGCGUGAGGAAUCUGUCGGUGGCGGUGGAGGAGAUGAGGGCGGUGGACGAGCGGCACGGGGAGAUGCUGCGGGACGGCUCCGCGCUCCGGGGCGUUCCGGGGCUCCCGGGACCCCGCGGCCUCAAGGGCGACGUCGGAUCCGGGGGAGCGCCGGGAGAUCCAGGCCAGAAGGGCGACCUCGGGAAUUUGGGAUCUCCGGGAUCGCCGGGAUCUCCGGGAUCGCCGGGAGCGGAGGGGCCGAGGGGGGAGCGGGGCCCGCCCGGAUCCCGCGGUUUUCCCGGCUCCAAGGGAUCCAAGGGCAGCUCGGGAAUUCCGGGACCGCGUGGCUCCAAGGGUGAUCCCGGAAUUCCCGGAAUUCCAGGAAUUCCCGGAGCCGCGGGACAACCGGGCCCGGCCGGACCGCCCGGAGAGCGCGGGGAUCCGGGAAUGGCCGGGAAUCCCGGGAAUCUCGGGAAGGAGGGGACACAGGGGACACAGGGGGAGCCGGGACCCAGGGGACCCCCGGGAAUGGCGGGACAGUGA
Messenger RNA from Cinclus cinclus, 1770 nucleotides. It is a transcript of the gene SCARA3, whose product is annotated as scavenger receptor class A member 3. The transcript has 6 exons. The record is from RefSeq and is a predicted model, not a curated record. NCBI's taxonomy places the organism in Eukaryota, Metazoa, Chordata, Aves, Passeriformes, Cinclidae. Bases 1 to 1770 code for a protein of 589 amino acids.